Ilex paraguariensis (yerba mate) is the source of this 279-nucleotide messenger RNA. NCBI's taxonomy places the organism in Eukaryota, Viridiplantae, Streptophyta, Magnoliopsida, Aquifoliales, Aquifoliaceae. The record is from the annotation of a GenBank genome assembly.
AUGGAACCGGCGACUUCUAGAGUUCGAUCCAUAAAUGCGUCGGAGAACAAACGCCGGGGAGUUGAAUUUGGAAGUUCGGUUCUGGAAGGCGAAGGGAAGUUGGAACUAGAAGGAGAUCUUUUUGGGGAAAAUAAAAGGUUCCUCAUUCCUUUAUACGGCAUGGCAAUGAAGAGAUCAAAGCUGGUUCAAUUUCUUCAAGAAUCAAAAUAUAUAGAAAGGAGAAGAACUGAUCAGCUGAGAUCUGCCAAUGAUCGAUCAGGUUUUGGGAGAGGCGUGUGA